Messenger RNA from Ascochyta rabiei, 657 nucleotides. RefSeq lists its product as uncharacterized. The coding region runs from base 1 to 657 and encodes 218 amino acids. Lineage: Eukaryota; Fungi; Ascomycota; Dothideomycetes; Pleosporales; Didymellaceae. The transcript is spliced from 2 exons. The record is from RefSeq and is a predicted model, not a curated record.
AUGAACGCCGAAGCAUAUCUACGCAAGCAAGGCUGGCAAGGCUCUGGCCACUCUCUCGAUGGCGAGGGCCGUGGCAUCAAGAAGCCACUUCUCAUCGCCCACAAGCAGGACCAGCUUGGUCUAGGAAAGAAGAAAGCAGCAUACACGACCGACGACCAAUGGUGGAUGCGCGCAUUUGAUGACAGUCUGAAGAACAUUGGCAGUGGGCAAGAGAGCACCCUCAGCCAGAUCCAGAAGAAGGGCAUCAAUCGCGGAGGCCUCUACGGCUUCUUUGUAAGAGGAGAAUCUAUUGCCGGGACACUCGGAGACUCAGAGGAAAGCUCGGCCGCGCCGACGGACGCUUCAGCUGCGCCCUCCGGCACUAGCACGCCCGCCACAUCGGCCUCUGACAGCGAGCCCGCGAAGAAAUCGACGGACAGGAAGAACAAGCGCAAACGAGAGGCUGAAGGCGAAUCAAGCAAGAGCAAGAAGAGCGAGAGCAAGAAGGACAAGACUUCUGGUGACAAAGAUACAAAGAAGCUGGCAAAGAAGAUUGCCAAGCUCAGCGUUGACGAGAAAUCUACAUACGAGAAGCGUGCAGCAGCCAAGGGUCAAACGCUUGAAGCGUAUGUUGCACGUCGCAUACAGAAAAAGAACGACCAGCGCGCAAUUCAGUGA